UAGAAUAUAUAACCAGAAAAAUACAGGGAAAGUAAUAUAUCUGAGAGGGAGGAACAGAAGAGUUUGGGGCUUAGGGGUCAUUUGGUGGGGCAAAGAGAGUAGUGAGUGUGAGUUGAAUUUGAGGGGCGUUUGAUGGGCGAUGACAAAUCGUCGUCUAAAGUAAUGGCAAGCAGAGAAAGAGAUCGAGAGCUUCUCAUACCAGUUGCCGACUCUGUCAACGAUGACGCAUCUUCCAAGCCCUCCUCUUCUUCCUCCCCAUCUUCUUCUCAUCACUCCGGUCGCGAGACUUUCUACAAAGUUGUUAGGAGCUGGGCCUCGAAAAAGUUCAUGACCGGAUGUGUCAUCCUACUUCCAAUAGCGAUCACUUUCUAUAUAACAUGGUGGUUUAUUCAUUUUGUUGAUGGCUUUUUCUCUCCAAUUUAUGUUCAACUUGGAAUUGACAUCUUUGGUCUUGGAUUUGUAACUUCCAUCACAUUCAUCUUCUUGGUCGGGGUGUUUAUGUCAUCGUGGUUGGGGGCAUCUGUCCUGGGCCUUGGGGAAUGGUUCAUUAAACGAAUGCCAUUUGUUCGCCACAUCUACAAUGCCUCCAAACAAAUUAGUUCUGCCAUAUCUCCAGAUCAGAACACACAAGCAUUCAAGGAGGUCGCUAUCAUAAGGCAUCCGCGUAUUGGUGAAUAUGCAUUUGGAUUCAUCACUUCAUCCGUCAUCCUCCAGAAUUAUUCAGGAGAAGAGGAGCUAUGCUGCGUAUACGUUCCCACCAACCAUCUUUACAUUGGUGAUAUAUUUCUGGUCAAUUCCAACGAUGUUAUAAGACCGAACUUGUCAGUUCGGGAAGGAAUUGAAAUCGUUGUGUCUGGGGGCAUGUCAAUGCCCCAAAUCCUGUCGACACUGGAUUCAAGCAUUAUUCAAGUGGAUAGAAGUAGACCCAACAGAAGCUGAGAAUUAAGAUAUUAGAUGUAGUGAGAUGUGUUUUAUUUUUUUUUAAUCACCAAUUUGUUUUUCAGGUUGAUUCCUUGGAAUGGCCGUGUGAUCGGUUUGUGUUGGCAUUAUAGGAAUCUGUAGUCAUGUUUUAAAUUAUAUGAUGGUUGAGGGUCGGAUUCUGAUGGUAUACAUAACAUCACUUUCCUGGGAAUAUAGUCAGUAGAUAUUCCAAGCUGAAAUGUAUUUUUGCUUUGGAAUUUUUUUCCUUGGAAGUUUAGUUUUCUCUCGUACUUGUAUUGAAUGUUGUUUCUCCCCUCUGUCGAUGGGUUUUCAUGUUCCAAAUUCCAAUCUCCAGUCAAGUUUUGUA
This is a messenger RNA of Cornus florida, 1288 nucleotides long. Its product is annotated as protein LIKE COV 1-like. The record is from RefSeq and is a predicted model, not a curated record. The transcript has 7 exons. Gene Ontology annotation, biological process: stem vascular tissue pattern formation. Gene Ontology annotation, cellular component: Golgi apparatus. Bases 133 to 939 code for a protein of 268 amino acids. NCBI's taxonomy places the organism in Eukaryota, Viridiplantae, Streptophyta, Magnoliopsida, Cornales, Cornaceae.